Lemur catta (Ring-tailed lemur) is the source of this 522-nucleotide messenger RNA. Its product is annotated as pregnancy zone protein-like. The record is from RefSeq and is a predicted model, not a curated record. The transcript has 4 exons. The coding region runs from base 100 to 522 and encodes 140 amino acids. Gene Ontology annotation, molecular function: endopeptidase inhibitor activity. Lineage: Eukaryota; Metazoa; Chordata; Mammalia; Primates; Lemuridae.
UGGAAGGCAGGGGCCCUCUGCCUGUCCCAAGACACUAGACUUGGUCUCUCUCCCACUGCCUCUCUCCGAGCCUUCCAGCCCUUCUUUGUGGAGCUCACGAUGCCCUACUCUGUGAUCCGCGGAGAGGCCUUCACACUCAAGGCCACUGUCUUAAACUACCUUCCCAAAUGCAUCCGUGUCAGUGUGCAGCUGAAUGCCUCUCCAGCCUUCCUAGCUUCCCAAAAUGAAAAGAGAGAAGAAUCCUAUUGUAUUUGUGGAAAUGAGUGGCAAAUUUUGUCUUGGACAGUGACUCCUGAAACUCUGGGGAAUGUGAACUCCUCAGUGAGUGCAGAGAUAAUGCCGUCUCUAGAACUGUGCAGAAAUGAGGUUGUUGAUGUCUCAGAGAUUGAGAGGAAAGACACUCUCAUCAAAACCUUACUGGUGGACAUAAGAAUUUUCUCCUUCAUUUUGACUUUGGCCAAGUUGAUCACUAUGUGUCUUGAAGAUGUCCUAUUUGGUAUGAAUCUUCCUGCUAUUCGAUGA